CGGACGUGCGUCGUGGCGAAUGAAAAUAUAUAUACGUACGUACAUUUGGUGGAAAAUCGAAUUUCGCAGCGGAGCGUGCGGCGUGCGUUAAAGUCUCCGGCAUUUCCCCUCUAAGUUUUCCUCAACUCAAUUCAACUCGAAUCAACUCAACCCAGCUAAGCUCGGCUCAGCUUAAGUUAGAUCAGUGCUGCCCAAGUACAAAUGGCAAUCUACUUGGAACAAUCUACGCAGACAUGAUAAGUACGCGACUGCACUGGGCAAACAUAAUUAAUUACGCGGCGCUGUGAAGUGCGUGCGUGUGUUAAAUAAAAAUAAAAUUACAAAAUACAGAUAUAAAUAAAAAUCAUUAUUUAUUGCAUUUGAAGCGUUUUUAAAUACGCACCGAGUGCCGCUGUCUGUCAAUCGGCUGGAUUUUCCGCGGUUUCACUCCGUGUCGCGUACAUAAACAACAACAGAACCCUGAACUCAAGUGAAGUGCAGUGCUGUGAGUGUGGCCAGCGUUUCGGUGGGUCGCUUGUUGUGCGCGCAAUUUCCGGUUUCCGCUUCCGCCGGAGCUACUUCCGUGUCCGGUCGACUAGGCGCAACAUUAAUUUGCCAACGCCGAAAGAGUAAUCACAGCCCAAACAAAAACGUAAGCCCCGUUUUAUUGGCCAAAAGAUAAACAAGACAGAAAAGUGCUAAAUUUCCGUCGAAAGAGCAGACUCAAGUGUCUCGCAUAAAUUUGGAAAAUAUUCAAAUAUUCGCGUUCUGCAAAGUGAUACCCAAUUAACAGAUUCCUCGACAAAUAGUACACAUGUGCCAACGCAAAAGCUGAGCGGUUUCGGACGGAAUAAACGUCGAACAGGAAAAUCCAUACCAACGAAUCCCUGGAUAAGUGAUGAAGUCAUGAGACCGACAUUCGAUCGACGCCUCUGGAUAUUAUUGUUCAUUAUUUCAGUACAAUGUACCACCUACACACAACCGCAAAAUAUCAACGCCAAGUCAGUGCAGAAGACAAAGCCCUCCGAGCGUCGAGAAGUCAUCAGCAGGAGCAGCUCCAGCUCCAGCUCCAGCUCGAGCAGUCACAGUUGGCCCAGCAUAUCGGACGAGGUAGUUGACCACCGCGGCGGUGGUAAGCCGGCAAAAUGCGCCAAAAACUGCCAAAAGGCCAAAGCCAAGUGGGACAAGUGGGCCAAGUGGCGGACGCAGCUGAAGCCCCACCACCAAGCCCACCGCGCCGUGCAGCACAAAGAGGCCAGGCAACGGCAGCGCCGCGAGACGGAGGAGGAUGAGCUGGACUCGACGAGCACCUCCACCGCAGUGGCCACCACAGUCCAGGCCACCAGCUCCAGCUCCAGCUCUGCGGCCACCAGGAGCUCGCUCAUCAGUGAAUCGAAGGCGAAAAGGCCGCGCUCCACGCUCCAUUUAGCGCCGGAGGAUAUGCAGCCGAAGCCCAAGGAGCCGGUGAUCAUCAUCGACGACGUGGAGGAGUUCGACAGUGGCACCAGCACCAGUGACCUAAUCGCGCGCAAGAGCCGCGAGGAGGCGGAGGCGGAGGAGGAGGACGACGGUCCGCUGGAGCCGAGGGUCCUGCCCCUGCGACCAGUGCCGCCGAAUCCCUACGAGGCGGAGGAAAUGUCCGUGGUGUAUGCGGAGCAGCACUCCGAGAUCAAGCUGAUGUGCGAGGUGGAUCUGGACAUUGCCACCAGCAUGUGGUACAAGAAUGGCCAGGUGGUCCACGCCAUGGACCGCACCGCCCGCGUCACCGACUACCGCUUCAUCAAGGAGGCCAAUGGCGCCCUCACCAUCACCAACGUCAUGCUCGAGGACGACGGCAAGUGGCAGUGCGAGGCGGAGAACACGCGGCGCUACACGGAGAACGCCCGACCCGUCAAGCUGGUCGUCCUGGAUCGACCCAAGCCGCCUUACCUGCUGAUCGACUCCCGCCGCCUGGACGCCAGCAACCUGUUCGUGCCCGUGAAGGAGAACUCGGAGCUGAACCUGGCCUGCGUCAGCGAGGGCGGCAACCCGCGACCCACGCUCACCUGGGAGGUGCUCCUCAGUCCGGGCGUGGACCGGCAUGCCCAGAAGGUGUCCGCCGAGGUGCUGGAGCUGGAGGAGAUCAAGGGCGAGAAGCUCGACAAGGAUGGCUACAAAAUCAACAGCGGCGCAAAGAGCGAAGCCCGCUUACCGGCGGUCUACAGAGCCCAUCAUAACGCCAGGAUCCUGUGCGUCAUGGAGCACCCCACGCUGAAGAUCCGCCAGAACGCCUCCCUCCUGCUGGAUGUGCAGUACACGCCCUCCUUCGCCAUAUCCCGCACACCUGGCUUCGGUUAUCCACUCCGCGAGGGCAUCGAAGUUAGCCUCAAGUGCGACGUCGACUCCAAUCCCCCGAGCACUCCCCGCUGGCAGAAGGACGAUGGUGACACGCCGGUGCCGCAAACGGGCGAUGGUUUCCUCAACUUCACAUCGAUAAGGCGCGAACAUUCCGGCUGGUACAAGUGCACGUCCCGGCACCUCAACUUUCAGUACUCGUCGAUUGGCUAUUACCUCAGUGUGCGAUUUGAUUCGGUGGAUGUGACCUCGGAGCCGGAUGAUCAGGAUGUUUCCGUGGCAGCUGCCUCGCACAAUCCCAACAAGGGCCAGCUGGAAGUGCAGCUGGGCGGCGCGGUCACCCUGCAGUGUCCUCAAGGCUCCCUGGGCUGCUGGUCGCACUUGGACCCCAUCUCGGCCCGGUUACGUGGCCUUGGCUACGGUAGCAGCCAGCCCACCGGCCAGUUCUCGCUGAAGGACGUCAUGUACCAGGAUGCGGGCAUGUACAAGUGCGUGGGCCAGUCGCCCACCAACAAGAAGAAGCUGGAGGUCCUGCAGAGCGUCACGCUCUCCGUGAAGGGCGCUCCCACAGUCAUGGCAUUGAAUGCCACGCCCGUUGCCUAUCCGGGAUCACCGCUGCAUCUCAACGUGGAGUUCUGCGCCAAUCCGCCGGCUCAUGCCGCUCGCUGGUUGCACGGAGAUCGCGUCUUCACGCCCGGAAAUCAGUACGGCAGUACAGUGCUGGCCUACGCGGUGAAGGAUCUGCCCACGCCCUUCUGCAAGGAGGCGAGACUCACCUACGUGAGCAUGCACGAAAGGGUUCCAAGGACCUUCUACUUCAUAGUUUCCACGCCAGGUGGCGUUGCGGAGGCCAUCUUCAACGUGAACUUCACCAAGCGGCACCGCCAGCUGUCGAACUCCAUCGACGACGACGAGGAGGAGGAGCUCAAUCGGCCGGAGCAGAUCCACUUUCCCGUCUUCAAUGCCAGUCCCGCUGAUGGGCGUGGCUGGUGGGCGGUGACGUUGGUCCUGGUUUUAGUCCUGGCAACUAGAAACAGCCACUAGAUUUAGUUGGGACCCUGUGAGAGUGAAAGUUGAAAGUUGAGUGAAUGAUUUCUUUGGGAGUGACUGACGCGUUUACUACACCGAAUGUUCUAUGUAAUCUAACCCCCUAUGGCUAAGCAUACGUAUGGAUUUACCCAGUUACUCGACAUUACCACGUGAACUAUGCUACGCAACUACUACUCUAUAUAGCAAUACAUAUGUGUAUCUGUAACCGAUUUAGCCAAGCAUCCAAAUUGCCCUAGUCUAAGAGCCCAGGCCAUCAGUAUCCCAAAAAAAACACACUUUUCUAGAUCCCCCAAACGGAACCGACUCUUUAACCCUAAGCAAUUCACAUAUUUUUACUGUAACCCCUAGCUGUAACUGUAACUGUAACUAACUGUAUUGGUAACUGUAAUGGUAACUGUAACUGUAACUGUAACUGUAACCCUAUCGCUGUAUGUCAAUGUGUAUGAGUGUGCGCUUAACUUAAAUGCCAAAGCCAGAACAGAAGUCGUGAGGAAAAGUUUACAAUUCUUUGGAGAAAAACAUUGUUAUAACAUACAUAAAGUUGAUUAUUGCGAAUACUUUAAGUUCCUUUUCGACGAAGAAGAGAUCUCGAGAAAGCGACUGAUUUUGUUAAAUAUUUUGAAGAUGUUUAGAACUAAAAGCACGACGACGAGGAGGAGAACCUAUAGUUUAAAAUUGUACAUGAAGAGGUCAGAGACGAAGUAAUACAUACUUACCAGGCACGAACAAAUUCCUUCCAUUUGAAAAGUUUGCCCCGAGCAAAGAAACUGUAAGAUAUUUUGGGAAAUCAAAUUAAGCGAAUGAUCAAAAGAGUUUUAACCUAAACGAGUUGGGUUUUAAUCGGCAUUAAACCGCACCUUAUCAUUUUUCAUUUCAUUAUGAGUUUCCAAUCGUUUGAAAGGACCAAAAACGAAUCGUUUUCAUUUACUACGAAUAUUUUUAUAACACAAACGUAAGCAUAUUUAUAUAGCCCCCAAGCAAAUGAGAGACCCUCCACAUAAGCGAUAUUUGUAAAUAAAUGUUCAAGUAGAGAAUUGCUCAAACCAAAACGUAAAAGCAAAUGAAAUACAAAAUACUACGAGUAUAUGAUAUGAAAAGUGUUAAAUGUUGUUCGAACGCCAAACUAAAGCGACUAAAUAUCAUAUGUAGCGGUUCCACGAGUAAACUAAACAAUAAUGUAUGUAAAAUAAAACCACACACAGCCACUGAAAAGUUUAAUUAUCAGCUAUUGUAAAAUAUUUCAGUUUAAGGAUCAGCAAUGUGCCAGCGAACUCGAAAUUGAAAUCGAGAUCGAGAUCGUUUGCUUGCCACAGAAUUUGUUGUACAAAGCCCAAGCUUUUGUAAUUUAUUUCUUAGUCGAUCUAAGCUUCAGAUUAUUCUAUAUCCUAUGCGCAAUACAUACAAAUAUAUAUCGGUAGGCUAAGCGAUCAGUGUAAAAACCAGAAAUACUUAGAAGAACCUAACGCCAAUUUAAGCCACAGCAGAAUUACAUUUGCAGAGUUCCAAGAAUUCUGACAAAGCGCGGAGAGCAUUGUAAGAUGAUAAGUUUAAAUGGAGGUUUAAUUAAUUAUUAAUAUGAGGAUAUGGAGAUAUGAAGGGGAGUGGAGUCUGUGUGUACCCUAUGUAUAGUUCAGUUUAGUGAUUUAGAGAGAGUCUUUUUUUUCGCUCCUUGGGUUCAUUGUCAGCUGAAAAUUGCGAAACUGUAAUAACGAAGCAAGCAAACACGUCGUCAUGUUAACUAACUAAUAAAUUACUAAACAAGUGAAUUACUAAGCAAAGUGUAUUUAUGAUUCAUUGUGUUGGUAAUAUUUACAAAAUAUAAUUUAUAAACAAAGCCAACAAACAAACGAACAAACAAACAAACAUAUAUGUAUGACUAAAGAAAAUACUAGCUCCUAAGUGCAACACAAACCGAAUGUGGCAAAUUAAUUUUAAACCGAAAAACCAAUGAGUAAUUACGAUAAUUGCGAUAUGAGAGACAGAAUGUUCAUCUGUAGUGCAAAAUGUUUGGAUAGUGCGGUUGGGAGGGGACACUAUUAACCCAUACAAUUACGAUUACAAAUUACGAUACAAAUACAAAUGCAAAUACAAAUACGAGAUACAACAAUACGUGUUACAAUAAGCAGAAUCGGUUUACAUAUAUAAGACAUAGGCCCAAGAGAAAUGUAAGCAACCACCACCAACAAAACACUUUUAGCCAUAACGCGCAGCCUCGGCGAUCUGGCCACAAAGUUCGCCACCUAUGAGCGGAUGAUAGAAGGAUGAUACCCCAGAUACAGCAGAAUCAAAAACUAACUCUUAAGCGACCCCGUUCACUGCCCAGCAACGCAAUAACUCCGCAUUCCGCAUUCUUGGCAACAGACGGGCCAGCCGGCCAGCAAACUGCUACGUUUAAGCCAACUUCGCCGGCCAAUUGGCCAGGUUGAGGGGGCAGGAAGGUCAGGAUGGUCGGGAUGGUCCGGAGGUCGGAAGGUCGGAGGGUCGGAAGAUCGGGGCAGGGCAGCCUGCCGAGGAAAUUUACAAGUUUAAGUGACAAAGCAACAAAAGAAAAUAGCCAAUUUAGCAUAAAGUAAAACACAAGCCGAGCAGAAUGCAAAUAAAAAUGCAGAUAAAAACGAAGAGCGAGGGGAGCGGCAAACAGAAAGCAAACAAGACAAACAAACAAACUCCACACACGACACACCACACAGAAAUG
Drosophila teissieri is the source of this 6058-nucleotide messenger RNA. It is a transcript of the gene tei, whose product is annotated as hemicentin-1. Gene Ontology annotation, molecular function: cell adhesion molecule binding. The record is from RefSeq and is a predicted model, not a curated record. Bases 886 to 3357 code for a protein of 823 amino acids. Gene Ontology annotation, cellular component: cell-cell junction. Lineage: Eukaryota; Metazoa; Arthropoda; Insecta; Diptera; Drosophilidae. The transcript is spliced from 12 exons. Gene Ontology annotation, biological process: cell-cell adhesion.